Messenger RNA from Dunckerocampus dactyliophorus (ringed pipefish), 3014 nucleotides. Its product is annotated as indian hedgehog B protein-like. The transcript is spliced from 4 exons. Gene Ontology annotation, biological process: cell fate specification; multicellular organism development; intein-mediated protein splicing. The coding region runs from base 445 to 1677 and encodes 410 amino acids. Gene Ontology annotation, molecular function: patched binding; calcium ion binding. Lineage: Eukaryota; Metazoa; Chordata; Actinopteri; Syngnathiformes; Syngnathidae. The record is from RefSeq and is a predicted model, not a curated record.
GUGGAGUCCAUUCAAGUGGAAAGCUGCAGACUGCUGCUCGCCGUCUUCUUACAUGGGGAGGAAAAAAACGUCUCACAAUCCACGGGUGAUGUUGUGACACUUGGAGCAAAAGAAAGAGAAGCAGAGAAGAAGAGCACAAGAUUCAAAACGUGGACUUGAGCGACUGUUACUGCGCGCUCUCUCUCUAACCCACCUCAUCGACUUUGAACCUGUUUGUUUAAAUCCACGGACUUUACAGCCUGCACACCCACGGCUGUUUCUCUUAAGGCGGAGAACCUGUUCAUUGUGAGUGCCGAGAACUUGCUGUGUCCGAUGGAGUAAAGAGGUUUUCUGACAUAGUGCCCGUGACUGUCCCCCCCACCCCACCAUGGACUGGACAGGUGAACCGGAGACGUACUGAAGGCAACUCUCUCCCUCGGGAGAGUCCUCCCUCCUCCCGGGGCGAUGCGGAUCCCCUUCCUCCUUCUCACCGCCUCUCUGUGCGCCACGGUCCUCCUCCUCGCACCUGCCUCGGAGGGUUGCGGACCGGGGAGGGGGUACGGCAAGAGGCGGCUUCCGAAGAAGCUCAUCCCGCUUGCAUACAAGCAAUUCAGCCCCAAUGUGGCCGAGAAGACGCUGGGGGCCAGCGGUCGGCCGGAGGGCAAAAUUACGCGCAACUCGGAGCGCUUCAAGGAGCUGACGCCCAACUACAACACGGACAUCAUCUUCAAAGAUGAAGAGGACACGGGCGCUGACAGGCUCAUGACACAGCGAUGUAAAGACAAGUUAAACUCCCUGGCCAUCUCGGUGAUGAAUAUGUGGCCCGGUGUGAAACUGAGAGUGACCGAAGGGUGGGAUGAGGACGGCCAUCACUCGGAGGACUCGCUGCACUAUGAGGGACGUGCGGUUGACAUCACAACCUCAGACAGAGACAGAAACAAGUACGCCAUGUUGGCUCGGCUUGCUGUAGAAGCUGGAUUUGACUGGGUCUACUAUGAGUCCAAAGCCCAUAUUCAUUGUAGCGUCAAGUCAGAACAUUCUGUAGCAGCAAAAACGGGCGGUUGCUUCCCUGCCGAGGCUCAAGUCACCCUGGAGGGCGGCGUCACCAAACAGAUGCGGGACCUUCAACCUGGUGAGCGGGUUUUGGCUUCCUCCGCAACUGAUGGUCGCGGCCCGCUUCUCUACAGUCCAGUAUUAUCAUUCAUGGACUUCCAGCCCAAUGCCUCAAAGAUCUUCACCAUCAUUGGAACCAACACUGGACAAAAUAUCACGCUCACGGCGGCACACCUCAUCUUCGUCACGGACUGUCGGGGCAGACUUCGAGAGGAAGGUGUGAGGACAACCUUUGCCAGCGAGGUCCAGCCGGGUCAGUGCAUACUAACCUCACGAGGAACGGAGGCAAAACCCGCUAUUGUGACUUUUGUAGAGGAAAGGCAGAGCACUGGGUUGUACGCCCCGCUCACCCAGCACGGGUCCCUAGUGGUGAACAGCGUUCUAGCAUCGUGUUAUGCGGCUGUGGACAAUCACCAUUUGGCCCAUUGGGGUCUUGCCCCGCUGCGUUUCUUCUACAGACUGAUGGGACCUGCAGAACAACAAACUGAUGGAGUGCACUGGUACCCUUGGCUUCUGCAAUGGGUUGGGGAAAGGCUACUGGACCCCAAACACUUCCACCCUUUAGGAAUUGAGCAAGGACUCUGACAGAAGAAAGACGACUGAUGACAGAAUAGUCUGUCAUGGCUUUAUAACAUAUUUGUUUUCAAGAAACAGGAAAAUGAGUAUUGAAGUGUGCCAAUAAACACAUAGUAAGCACACAUUAUUGACAUGGGGGGAAAGUGUUGGGAAAAAUCUCAUAGACACUCCAAAAUAUUGUAAAAAGUCUUUCCAGCAGAGUGUAAGUGGAGUUAUCCAUAUGGUGUAACAACCCCAAUUUUGAGGUUUGCCAUGCUUAGAGCACCUUAACGUUAAAAAAGAUGACUUUUUAUGACAACAGAACAGACAACAAUCAGGCUCAUCAUGCAUUUUCCGCUUCACGAUGAGACAUAUGGGCAUGUAUUUCGGGACUACUCGUUCAAACUCCACAGGGGAGAAAGUUAAGGCAAAGUAGGGUGAAGAAAAUGAAAGAAAACGGUGGAAGCUAGUGUUUGAGAGCUUUAUGUACAUUGAAUUUAUGGAGUUAAGCAGUAAGUAACAGAUUAAGUUUACUAUGUUUACUGAUUCUUCGCAUUCCACUCGAUGCAUUUUAGAAUGACCGAAAAUAUAUUUAUCACAACAUUUUAAAUUAUAUGUGCUUCAUUGUGAUUUUUGUUGAGAUAAAAUUGCAGGACACUGCAACAUGACACCUUGAGGACGUCAUCAGGGUUUACCUUUAAACAAUUUUAUUUUUAUCUACUGGGACACAAAAUAAAAUCACUGAUGAUAUACACUUAACAAAAUCAAAAAGUGGCUGCCUGAAUGCCUCAGGGAUCCUAUAAUUCAGGUCAGAUUUGUUGCUCGCUCUGCUUCCGGUUCGUGGAGCUCAAACUUUAAGCUGUUUUGGUUGGUUCCUCAGUGUAAGAUCAGGGAAUAAUGAGAGAUUCCACAGUAUUUUUUACCAUCUACUUACAUAAAUUCUGUAUGGUUCAUGUAUGCAUUUUCUUUAUAUCAGGUAUUUUAUUUAAAACAAAUAUGUUUUUGUUGUAAUACAUUUCCGUUUCCCAAUCGGUAGUAGGCCUAGCUAGCAAAAUAAACUUGACUUAGGCUGUAUUAAACUACUGUACACAUCUAACAGCUAUAUAUCAUGUUCGGUAUCAUGUGGUUCUCCUUUGCAUGAGCAUUUUCAUUCCAUCCGUAGACGACAAAAGCACAUUAAUAUAUAUUUUUAAAUGAAGUAGGUUGUGAUGGGAGUACACUUCAUGAAGGUUAUCACGGUGCAAAAACUCUACAGCACUAUAUUAUAUACCAAUACAAAAAGAUUUGUCAAAUAUGUAUAUUAAGCUAUUUUCUGAGAAAUUAUUUAAAGAUCUAUUUUUAGAAUAUGAUGUAAAUGUAUUAUUAUU